AACAAUCGAUUUCGCGAUCGCUGAUUGGUCACAGUUUCCAAAAUGUCUGGCAAUGGACCACCUCCGCCCUUAAUGGGCCAGCACUUUCCGAUGCAGCAAGGUGGGAAUCCUCCUGGUGGUUGGCCUCCGAUGGGAGGGCCCGGUGUGCCCCCAUCUGGUCCCCCUGGAGGACAACAGAAUGCACCACCUAUGGGUUUUGGUCAGUUUCCUGGAAACAUGAACAUUCCUAUGCCUGGUAACCAACCGCCAAAUAAUGCCAACUAUCAUAAUCAAGGCAAUGCUCCACCAUCUAUGCCACCUCAAGCACCACCAAUGACACAGAAUCCUCAAGUGGCCGUCGCUAAACAGUCGUCCACGCCAUCAAAUUCCCCAAAACAGGACCAGGGUGGCAGAACGACUAAGGGAUCUGAUUGGACGGAACACAAGGCUCCAGAUGGCCGGACAUAUUUCUACAAUCGCGUUACAAAGAAGUCAUCGUGGGAGAAACCAGAUGAACUCAAAUCCCCCGCCGAGCAGUUGGAUCCUGCUGCACGCGAACGACAGGUUCUUCUGUCUAAAUGCCCAUGGAAAGAACACAAGUCUGACGGGAACAAAAUCUACUACCACAACUCACAAACAAAGGAGUCGCGUUGGACAAAACCUAAAGAAUUGGAGGAUAUUGAGAACAUGAUCGCCAAUCUUCAAAAAGGUGCCGCAAAAGCUGCCCAAGUUGCAAGUGCACAGGCUGCGAUUGCACCCGCCACCAUGCCAAGCCUCCCUCCGACUCCAGCACCGAUGUUACCAACAUCAGCACCCCCUUCAGGCAAACCUGCACCAUCGGCUAUAGAAGCUGCCAUGGAGGCGACACUGGCAUCUAUUGAGCUGCCGCCGUUACCUCAGAAGUCUGCCCCGCUCCCGGCCCCAGACACAGCCAUGGAGGAUGUGUCCAGUGAGAGCUCGGAGGAGAGUGGUCCAGUCACUAGGAAGGAGUUUACAUUCAGGACAAAGAAAGAAGCAAUUGAAGCUUUUAAGACUUUGCUGAGAGAUAAGGAAGUUCCAUCCAAUGCAUCAUGGGAGCAAGCAAUCAAGACGAUAUCAUCCGACCCACGCUUUGUGGCGCUGAAACAUCUGAAUGAGAAAAAACAAGCAUUCAACGCGUACAAGACACAGCGUGCCAAGGAGGAGAAGGAGGAACAACGUCUCCGGGCGAAACAAGCCAAGGAGGAGCUGGAGAAGUUCCUACUGAGUACCGACAGGAUGAACUCACAGAUAAGAUACAGGAAAGCUGAAAUAGUGUUUGCUGAUGAUGACGUUUGGACUUGUGUAGCUGAUCGGGAUCGGCGAGACAUCUAUGAUGAUGUUAUCCAUGUGCUAGCUAAGAGAGAAAAGGAAGAGGCGAAGGAUUUACGCAAGCGAAAUAUCAAGGUCUUCAACGAGAUCCUGGAUAGUAUGCCCACACUGACAUUCAGGACAACAUGGUCAGAAGCUCAGCACAUGCUGUUAGACAAUCCCAUAUUUGCUGAGGACUUGGACUUGCAAAACAUGGACAAAGAAGACGCGCUGGUCUGUUUCGAGGAGCACAUCCGUAUGUUGGAGCAGGAGUAUGAUGAUGAGAAGGAGACGGGACGUAGACGAAUCAAACGCAAUCAGAGGAAGAAUAGAGAGGGAUUUUUGGUGCUACUGGAAGAACUCCAUGAGAAUGGUAAACUGAACUCCAUGUCUUUGUGGAUGGAUCUCUAUGCCAUUGUGAGUCAGGAUAUGAGGUUUCACAACAUGCUAGGACAACCAGGGUCGACUCCACUGGAUCUGUUCAAGUUCUAUGUGGAGGAUCUCAAAGCUCGUUUCCACGACGAGAAGAAACUCGUCAAGGAGAUAUUGAAGGAUAACGGCUUCAUCGUGGAACUGUCAACAAGUUAUGAAGACUUUGCCUCAACAUUGGCCGAGGACAAGAGAGCCACAGCGUUAGAUUCGGGAAAUGUGAAACUUACCUUCAAUAGUUUAUUAGAGAAAGCUGAGGCCAGAGAAAAGGAGAGACUGAAAGAGGAGGCCAGAAAGCAAAAGAAACUUGAGAUGAUUUACAAAACGCUGCUCAAACAAGCUGAUCCACCCAUUGACCUCGCUACCAAGUGGGAGGAUAUCAAGCAGCGAUUUGAGGGAGUCCACGCCUUCGAUGCCAUCACAUUAGAAUCUGAAAAAAUCCGUCUUUACAAAGAGUACAUCACGUGCAUGGAAGAGGCGUGCAGCCAUCAUCAUUCACGGAAGAAACGCUCGAAGAAACAUAAAACGAAACGAUCGCCAUCGUCAGAGGAGUCAGAAGAGUCAGAAUAUCAACGUUCUGGUUACAGCAGGUCUAAAAAGAAGAUGCCAUCCAAAUCCAAAUCACGCUCACCGUCGCCAAAUUCACUGCCGUCAGACUAUGCUGAGAGGGAGCUGGAGAUGCAUGCCAUCAAGAAACACAAGAAGAAGUCUAAGAAGAGGAAGAAGAGGCCUUCCAGAUCGCCGUCGCAUGAGAGCGGGUCAGAGGCCGAGGUCAUCGAUAAGAGGAAGCCACGGCAUAGCACCUCGCCAGAGUUUCGGAAACCAGACAAGCAACAUUAUGCAGCGGCAGCAGCAGCCAAUGAUUCAGGGAGUGAUUUAAGUGAGGAAGAGUUAGAGAAGCAGCGGAGGAGGUUACUGAAAGAGCUCGAGGCACAUCUGUGAAGAGACAUUCUCAAAAAACUAUCCGACUGUGGUGCAGUUCUCUCUCAUACGACUCCGAGCAGUGUUGUGCAAGGGUGAUGUCCUGUUCUACUGUGGCCGCUUCAAACUAUUGACUAGUGCAUUGAGAGGAACUCGCACCAGUGGCUGUUUCUAAAACAGCUGUAGGUGCAUAACCAGACAUCCUCAAUGGCCUUUUCAUAGCAGUGUUGUGCCUGGGUGAUAGUUGAACCAGAGCUGUGCAUGCUCAAUGGAAAAUAGCAUCAGGCAGAACAUGAAUGGACCCAUCGUCUGUGUUCACCAUCUCAAAAGUGAAAUGCAUUUGAUAUGAAUUUUGGACAUUGGUAACAUAUGCUAAGUCAAUGGGUUAUCAUGACCAUUGUUGUACAUGUAUCGUGAAAUAUCAUGGUUGUGUUCAAUUUCGCAGGAAAAGUUCUGCAUAUGUAACUUUUUCACUAAUAAAAUA
Lineus longissimus is the source of this 3142-nucleotide messenger RNA. RefSeq names its product pre-mRNA-processing factor 40 homolog A-like. The coding region runs from base 43 to 2679 and encodes 878 amino acids. The transcript has 21 exons. Gene Ontology annotation, cellular component: U1 snRNP; U2-type prespliceosome. Lineage: Eukaryota; Metazoa; Nemertea; Pilidiophora; Heteronemertea; Lineidae. Gene Ontology annotation, molecular function: RNA binding; protein binding. Gene Ontology annotation, biological process: mRNA cis splicing, via spliceosome. The record is from RefSeq and is a predicted model, not a curated record.